This is a messenger RNA of Cherax quadricarinatus, 840 nucleotides long. RefSeq lists its product as uncharacterized. NCBI's taxonomy places the organism in Eukaryota, Metazoa, Arthropoda, Malacostraca, Decapoda, Parastacidae. The record is from RefSeq and is a predicted model, not a curated record.
CUCAGAACACAUCCGGAAAGAAGUAUAUAUAUACACAGCCAGCCAGUGUCUCUGCUCCUUCCCGUGCUCUAACCUUCACACUUGACACAGCGUGCUAGGUGAUCCAUCAUGAAGCUGUUGACUUAUCUCAUCCUGACGGCGACGCUGCUGGUGCUGCUAGUCGGUGCUGCCCCACCCCCGGACAACAACCCAUUUGAUAUCUGUUUGAAUGAGACAUUGAAACAAACUCUAAGAAAUAAACUGUGCACCAGCGUAGAGAUACCAGAGGAAGACUGCGAGAGCAAAACAGAGGAAAUACAGCAGUGCAAUAGAAGAUUGUACAAUGGCAGUGACAACGAAGCUACGAAGAAUACCAUCGAAGCCUUAGCAGAAUGCAUGACGUCUAUCGCCAGCAUCAACAUUACUCCUGCAGACCAAGCUGACCUCAAGACCUACAUGACGUUUCUGAGCCAAAUUAUUCCUGCCAAUAAAGACACCGUGUGUAGCAAGAUAGAAGCUCUGGCGGAUUGCUUCAAGACCAAGUCGAAUAUGUACCAGCAUAUCAAGGACUGCCUCGACCAGAAUGAAUAACCCAACUGAAGUGUCAGAACACCUGAAGAGCGCUGUCUGCAACUCGCUGAAGCACUUGCAAGAAUUCCCUCAUGCCCUUUCUCCAUUAGCUGUUUUUCUUUGCUAUUUCUGCUAAAAUCUACCUGAGGAGAACUUGAAGACAUUCUCUUAGACACGUUGUGUUUCUCACUCUGGUGACGGACACAGAUUCAGGUGUCUUCUACACCCACAGUUGUUUAUUAAAAAAAAUAUGCACACUUAUGUAUUAUGUUUCUUUUCCUGCACAUUAAA